AUGGCUGCUCCGGGUCCUUCCAUGGCUUCAACUUCUCCGAUGAAGUAUCAUGUUUUCUUGAGUUUUAAAGGUAACGACACUCGCACAAACUUCCCUGAUCACUUAUACUUUAGCUUGCUUCGACAACGAAUUGUAACUCUUAGGGAUGAUGAAGAUCUUCACAGAGGAGAAGUUAUUUCGGACAAACUCGUCCAAGCUAUUGAGCAAUCUAUGUCUGCGAUUGUUAAGAUCGUAGAAUCCAAAAACGACUCGAGCCGAACAAUUUUUCCAGUUUUUUAUGGCAUAUAUCCAAUUGAUGUACAAUGUCAGAAAAGGAAAUUUUCAACAGCUUUUGAGAAGCAUGAAGUUAGAUUUCCAGAUGAUAAAGUGCAAAGAUGGAGAGAAGCUUUGAUGAAGAUUGCUAAUUUGUCUGGUUGGGGUACAAGAGAUAAGUAA
Molecule: messenger RNA, 435 nt
Organism: Prosopis cineraria
Lineage: Eukaryota; Viridiplantae; Streptophyta; Magnoliopsida; Fabales; Fabaceae
Product: toll/interleukin-1 receptor-like protein
Exons: 2
Coding region: 1-435 (144 amino acids)
Biological process (GO): signal transduction
Source: RefSeq, a predicted model, not a curated record